GGUGAACUUGUUGUUCUUCUUCUUAUUGCUAGCUUGCCUGGUAAAAACCUACUUAUUAUUAAAUUAAAUAGCUAUCUAGUAAUGCUACUUAAUCAUCCACGUCCGCCUUAAUGUGAUAAUUCGAACUUGGUCGCAUUCGCCUUCGCCUUUGCCUUUGCCUUCGCAUUCUCCGUCUACAAUCUUUCAACGGAAACUUCAAUCACUCCAUACCAUCAUCCAUCCACCUUGAUUCACUCACCCAAGCAUGAAUCCUCAAGCCCGCAAAACGUAUGAUCUCUUCGACAGAGAUCAGUUUACAGCAGAUGAUUAUCAUCAAGAUUAUACUGAAGGGUUACAUCAGAAAGAGCGUAUUGGAAUAGGAACCAUCUUGUCGAUAUCAGCUAUUGUCAUCGCAUUAGUCUAUCAAGGGCUCAUCAAUCUCGAUUAUGACCUCCUACCUCCCUCGCAAUUGGCUUGGAACGCUCUAGUUUACAUAACGCCUUCUUCAUUGCUCGAUUUCGCCGACCAUUGCUCAAACCCUCUACCAAUACGGAAUCCCGACACAAUGACAUACCCGCGCACACAUGCGCAAAAAAGCGAGAUGAUGCGCCGACUAUUUGGCUUGGACACUCCGGGUGGGAUUAUAGAUUCCGUUGCGAGUGCUGGGAGGAGAAGACUAUCGACUCUUCCCCUCAUCGGUAGUUUGGGGGUUGCGGGGGACGAUGAAACGCCCGCGGGAUUAGGCAAUUGGGACAAUUCCUGCUAUCAAAACAGCAUCUUACAAGGACUAGCAUCAUUAGACUCACUGCCAGACUUCCUAGAAAGUUUUCAAAAUGAUGGAGCUCUACGACAGGAGGGUUCGAAAUCCGAAGAGAUCAAAAUGGCCAAUGCUUUGAAGGAGUUGAUUGCUACUCUAAAGGACAAAUCAAAUAAUGGGAGGAGGAUCUGGACGCCGGCAGCAUUGAAAAAUAUGAGUAGUUGGCAGCAACAAGAUGCGCAAGAAUACUUUUCGGGUCUUCUCGGCGCAAUAGACAAAGAAUAUGGAACAGCGACAAAGUCAGGCGGGGUAUCGGGAUUGGAACAGCUCAAUAAUUUGCAAAAUUCGAGUCAAGAGCCAUCUCACACUCAGGCCUUGUCACCGAAUCCUUUGACUGGACUUACCGCUACCAGGGUUGUGUGCACAAAAUGUGGUUAUUCCGAAGGCUUGAAAACCACGCCUUCUCUUUGUCAGCCUUUGAUUGUUGGGGAAGGCUGGGAAUAUGACCUCUCUCAAUUGCUUCACGAAGGUACAAAGCUAGAAUUUGUCAAUGGUGUGUACUGUGAGAGAUGUACGUUACAGAAAAGUCAGCAUUUACUUUCUACUUUAAUGGAACGACUUGAGGCCGAACCGGAAGACAAUCGGAUUCGCAUAAAUGCAUCCGAACGACUACGGGCCGUCACUGAAGCACUAGAAAAUGAUGAUUUUGCCGAAAAGACACUUAAGGAUAAGUGUAAAAUACCUACAGAAAAUUGGGUGACUGUUACCAAAUCAAAACAAGAUAUUAUUGCUCGACCUCCAAAAUCUUUAGCCAUUCACCUUAAUCGAAGCACUUACGGGCUUGAUGGAGAGUUGAGUAAGAAAACAGCCGCUAUCCGCUUUCCCAAACAUCUCGAUCUUGGCCCAUACUGUCUAGGUAGUGCUGGGCGCAACAAUGAAGAGCAUGAUAGCGAAGAAUGGCUCUUAGCUCCAUAUGACUCUAUGGUUGCGGGAACACAAAAGAAUUCUCGGAUACAGGGACCAGUAUACGAAUUACGGGCAGUUGUUACACACUCUGGAAGGCAUGAUAACGGUCACUAUGUUUGCUACCGAAAACAUCCAGUUUCGGAAAACAAAACCGAUGAGAAUGGCAACAAACAAGAUCAGUGGUGGCGGUUAAGUGAUGAGCAUGUCAUGAAAGUCAGUGAAGAUAAUGUCUUGGCGCAAGGAGGGGUAUUUAUGCUCUUUUAUGAUCAGAUAGAACCUGCUGUUCAUCUAUCACCCAUAGACCCCGUUGCCGACAUAUCAAUGCAAGAUGCAGGCAUAGAAAAAUCGGCGUGCGGCUCCCAACCCGGAAUCACUCCUCUCAUAUCCCAUAAGGCGAUCUCAAACUCAGACAUGAUUACCCCUUCCCCUGAGAUUGAUGAUACAGGCAUCGUUAUAUCCAGAUCUUCAUCAGCUUCCAAUUUAUCAGACGCAGAAAUGCAGUUUAAGAACAACGAAAGUCAUGAUGACCGAGAAACCACCGCUUCAGAAGGCUCAGAUGGGGACGAAGAUACUAAGCAAAAAAAGGAAACGAGAUAUACUCCGACUAAGGCUAUAUUGAUACCUCAACCCUAUAUGCGUACAAGUAAAAGUAAAAGUGGGAGGGAUAGCAGUGAAGGGACGAGAGAGAAUAAUAUGGGUGGAUUGGUUAUGGUAUGAGUUGGCUACCAAGGGGAAUUUUAGGAGGAAGAGUGAAAUCAAGGUUCCAUGUUGUAGGGCUAGGUGACGGGUGCUGGGAUACUGUAUUUGUUACUUUGUAUGCAUAGCGUGGCGUUUGAAUUGGAUCCGGCGGGUUCGAAGGGUUCGAUGGCAUUGGGUGGAAGCUUGGUUCAAUACCGGUCGAUGCCGGACUACACAUGAGGUUAUUUUACCUCGGCGUACUCAAGUACAGCACAAGUAUAGGUUAACUCCGAAGCUAUCAAAAUACAUUUAUAUCAUUAACGCUACUUACAUAAUAUUUUGAUUGCCCUCA
Messenger RNA from Botrytis cinerea B05.10, 2732 nucleotides. It is a transcript of the gene Bcubp1, whose product is annotated as Bcubp1. The record is from RefSeq and is a predicted model, not a curated record. NCBI's taxonomy places the organism in Eukaryota, Fungi, Ascomycota, Leotiomycetes, Helotiales, Sclerotiniaceae. The transcript has 2 exons. The coding region runs from base 245 to 2419 and encodes 724 amino acids. Gene Ontology annotation, molecular function: cysteine-type endopeptidase activity; cysteine-type deubiquitinase activity. Gene Ontology annotation, biological process: protein deubiquitination. Gene Ontology annotation, cellular component: nucleus; cytosol.